Molecule: messenger RNA, 1055 nt
Organism: Punctularia strigosozonata HHB-11173 SS5
Lineage: Eukaryota; Fungi; Basidiomycota; Agaricomycetes; Corticiales; Punctulariaceae
Product: ribonuclease H2 subunit A
Exons: 8
Coding region: 6-1031 (341 amino acids)
Biological process (GO): mismatch repair; DNA replication, removal of RNA primer
Cellular component (GO): ribonuclease H2 complex
Molecular function (GO): RNA-DNA hybrid ribonuclease activity; RNA binding
Source: RefSeq, a predicted model, not a curated record
CGAAUAUGCCGCAAAUGCCCUCGAACGCCGCCGGGUUGCACAGCUCCUCAGAGGCGAAGCUGGUCACUGAGUCCUAUACACACCAUGCUCCCAAACCGACCGCCCCAGGACCGUACAUAAUGGGCGUUGACGAGGCGGGGCGCGGACCUGUGCUAGGUCCAUUGGUGUACGGAGUCGCGUACUGCACAGCAGAGUUUAGGGACUCCGGCUUACAGGAACUUGGCUUUGCGGACUCUAAGACGCUUACCCCGGAAGUACGGUCUCAGCUUCUUGAGACGCUGAGCUCGAAUCCGGAGAAACUGUCCUGGUCGGUCAGAGUGUUAUGCCCGCAGGCGCUCUCUGCUGGGAUGCUGCGCAUACCACCCAUUAACCUCAAUAGACAGUCGGAGGAGGCGACCAUAUUGCUGAUCCGGGAAGUCUUACAGAAAGGAAUAGAAUUGACUGAGGUCUACGUCGACGCUCUCGGCCCUCCGGAGAAGUAUGAAAAAUACCUUUCGUCCGUGUUUCCGGGUAUCUCAAUCACCGUUCGGAACAAGGCGGAUUCGUUGUUCAAAAUCGUCGGUGCUGCAAGCGUAGCGGCCAAGGUGACGAGGGACGAAUGCCUGGAGAACUGGCUGUUUGAAGAAGGCGGUGAACCCCGACCCAUCCCACGGACGGUCCACGAAGCACCUGAAGAGACGCCCCUGGUGGAGCAUCCCAGCGAUGCCGAUCAGUCAGGUGCGCAAAAGGAUGUCGAUAUGGAAAGCACGCAAGAUCCAUGGGGAAGCGUUCUUGGGAGUGGCUAUCCCGGAGAUCCGAAGACCGUCGCAUGGAUGGACUGCUCGCUGGACCCGGUUUUUGGUUACCCUUCGGUUGCUCGAUUUUCUUGGAGCACUAUCAAAAACAGACUGGCCCAAAAGGCUCACGAAGUCAAAUGGAUGGACGAAGGUCAAGCGUCGCUCGUCAAAGCGUUUCAAAGCGCACAGGGGCGCGAUAAGGAUCGCUGCGCUGUUACCAAGGAUCUUUCGAUAUGUAGCGUCGGGGCGCUAUGACGACGCCGUGUGAUGCCUCGCCCU